Molecule: messenger RNA, 1592 nt
Organism: Rubroshorea leprosula
Lineage: Eukaryota; Viridiplantae; Streptophyta; Magnoliopsida; Malvales; Dipterocarpaceae
Source: the annotation of a GenBank genome assembly
GUGUGUCUUGUAUCGAAUCUCUUUGUGCUUGUUGUUGCUGAAGCUGAUUUUUCAUUUUUCUUUGUUUCAGCUGCAAAUUCUCCUGGAAAGCAUAGUUGGAGCUGUUUGGUAGGUGAGAAACUUCGCUGAAGGUUCUGGAAGAUUGAAUACUGCAAACUUCUGGUUCUAAGAAGGGCAAGGACAAGAGGGUAGUGCGAGCACUGGUGGUGGAAUAUCUAAUUCUCUCUCUGCUUCCGCACCAGCUAAUAAUUAUUCAGUUUUGAUUUCUUGAUAGAUUGUUAUUCCUUCUCAACUUGGGAAGGAAUAUUUAGGCCUAAAAUUAUGCAGGAAUCAGUUCAAGUUGAUGAACUUUUACCAUCCAAUUUGUUCAAUUUUGUGGAAUUUUAAAUCAAGUUAUAUUUAGUGUGGUUGAUCUACUAAUUUGAACUCAUCAUGUGGUCUGGGUCAAGUACUCUUGUUCAGAUUGAGAGUUGUCACUUGAUGGAAAGAUCUAUUUUGCCAUGUUAAUAUGUCACGGUUGUCUAACCUCAUGGCCUAAGUGUUUUCCACACUAUGAGGGUACUGUGACACAUUGCACAAAAGGAUCUUUUUACAUGAUGGGUCUCAUUUAGUAGACCAGGUGUGCUUAAAUUUGCUUUAUUUGAACUUAUAUUCUCUAAAGGUGUUUUAGAAAAUACAUGUCCAAGUGUGGCCAUGUUUAACAGCGAUUUUUUUUGUUUUUCUUACUAUUUUUGGGAGGAUUCUGGAUCACAAAUUAUGUGAUUUUACAUGAGUUGAUGCAAUGGAAAAUGGGGUUUGUUCUUGAUGGAACCUACAUGGAUCUGAGGGCCGAAGGGUUUAUUUUUAUAUUACGAUAAGUCUAUUAAAUGGGACUCAUCAGAUGGUGUGUUUUAUAUUAAUCUUCUUAAAAGAGUUCAAGAUGCAUGUUUAUAACACAGGAGCAGGACUAUGCAAAUUAGUUGUUCCCAAUUAUAAAUAUGCUGAGCUUCAAUAUUAAGUAGUUAGGACACAUUGUGUGAUGAGUCCCAUCUAGUAGAUUUACUGUACUGAAAAUCAACUCAAAUAAUCGGCCAAAGAAAAAAAAAAUCAAUGCAAGGUGAAAAUUGUUGUAUUAGAUAUUCAUCUGAGCAAUAUGGUUCCACUGAUGUUUGUUUUGCUACUCUUUUUGUUUGGAAUAGUGGUGUUGUUGGUAUAGUGGAGUUUGGAGUUUUAGAGAUGAUAGUUAUUGGGAAUGGCUAUUUUAAUGCCACUCUGCUAUCCACAUGCUUCAAUGUGUAUCCAGCUUAAAGUGGUCUUGAAAUAGCCCAGUCCUAGUUAUUUUGUAGCAUCAAGAUGUCAUUUUUAUUUUUAUUUUUAUUUUUAUUUUCACAUAGACAUAGCAUGAGAUCCUAAACAUCAACACUGGAACUAUUUUAAGAUCAGCCUUGCUUCUGAUGGAACGUUGAGAGUGUAGCGUGUUUCUUUUCAGCAUUAUAAGAACACUACCGAAUAUUAAGAGGUUUGAGUUUCUGGUCAUGUGUUAAAUUAUGGGAAAUCCAUUUUACCACCUACCUUGAUAUUGGAUGUGUGCUCAAUAUACAGCAGCUGUUUUC